Messenger RNA from Callithrix jacchus (white-tufted-ear marmoset), 1720 nucleotides. It is a transcript of the gene CCER1, whose product is annotated as coiled-coil glutamate rich protein 1. The record is from RefSeq and is a predicted model, not a curated record. NCBI's taxonomy places the organism in Eukaryota, Metazoa, Chordata, Mammalia, Primates, Cebidae.
CUGGCUAGAACCCGGUCUUACACAGGGAGGACGAUUUCGACCCCAAUUGGCUGUUGCCCUGGCUGUUGUCUUGGUGGGGACGCGGGAGGCCACGGCGGGUAUAUAAAGGCUGCUGCUACCUGCGCCACACCAGUCCCGCCAGGACGGUGACAGUGAAGCACCUGGGUUGAGAGGGAGCAGUAAGCCCCUGUCUCACCCAGCAUACCUGGGCGAGACAACCCGGGUGCGAAGGACAAGAGAUUACGACCGAAGAGCGAGCAAACCAGGAAGACAGCGGCCUCCUGGAGAGUAAAACGUGAUCCCAGGGGCAGACACGUGGCGCUGCGUGAAGAAACAGGGUGACAGACGAGGCUCUUCCCACCGUCCCGUUUGGCCAAACUUGACAGCUUCUGGGUCGCUGCCAUCCAGACCUCUCAGAGCUCCCUGAACCAUGACGGAGACCUUCAACAUGAAAGAAGACCCUGUGAACCUGGGUGGCGGUGGAGCACACUCGUCCUCCCUGCACUCCUGGUCGUCCUGCUACCGAAGGCGCCGGGGCGCUCCCGUGUACAAUAGAUGGCACCGCUAUGGCCCCAAGACCGAGUAUGGGCCCCCAAGGAAACAGCCAAAGCAACAGCACAGCCCGGGGUUUUGGUUCCAAUCACCCGUGUGCUCUAACUGGGGGUGCUGGGGAGGGCCCUGGCGCCCACCCCCUCCAGUAUUCUGGAGGCCCCCCGGCCGAGUGCAAGUGAUUAGUGUGUACGGCCUGCACCCGCUCUGCUUUUGCUGCUGCUCCUGCUGGAGCGGAUCCUGGAACCCUGGCUGGACGAGGUCCCCAGGCAAGAAGAAGCGCUGGGGCCGCAGGGGCCGCAGAGGUCGCGGCCCGCGCCACCACCCUCGCCGCUCCUCCUCGCGGAGCCCGCCGGGGGAUCUGAGCAUGCCGCUGCGGCCGGCCAGCCCGUACGAGUGGAGAGCGCCUGGCUUGCGAGCGCCGCGCAACACCACCCAGUUCAUCAUGGACCAGAUCUAUGAGGACAUGAGGCAGCAGAAGGAGCUGGAGCGUCAGCAGGAGGCGAAGAGGGUGCAGCAGGCCGUGGUGGGCGGCGAGGCCUUCCCAGCAGGAUCCUCCGGAAACAACGCGCCCCCUGGCGGCAGCGAGGAAACCUGGGCGCUGCAGGAAACUUUGUAUGACCUUGUACAGAAUCCUCUAGCAUUCAGUCCUACCCCAGAGGAAAACCAGUCUCCUGCCCCUAUGCUGGUGAAGGAAGAGGAGGAGGAGGAGAAAAAUGAUGAGUAUGACCAGGAGGUGUGUGAUGUAAAGGAAGAGAGCGAGGAGGAGGAAGAAGAGGUCGAAGAUGAUGAAGAGGAAGAGGUUGAAGAGGCUGAAUAUGUGGAGGAAGGGGAGGAGGAGGAAGAGGAGGAGCUGGAAGAGGAAGAGGAGGGCCUGGAGGAGAACAGGCAGGGAGGGGAAGAAUUUCACCUGCCUCUGGAAAUGCCUUUAUCACUCUUUGUAGGGGCUGAAGAAACGAGAGAGAACUUUAUAAACUGUACUUUUUUAAACCCAGAGCAGAUAAUUCCCAACAUACCACAGGAAUCCCUGUUCCUGGCACAGGACUUUAACUGUUAGACAUCAGAAAAGGGAUUGAGGAAAAGGAUGGAACUGAUUUGAGGCUAAACUAGAUUAGCAAUUUAUUAAAAACUGAUUAAAAAGUGAGUUCCAUUAAUAAACAGAUCUAUGUAA